ACCUGCUUCAACAAGCAUUUCGUGUUGAAGAAGCAGAAAGACAAGCACCUGCACAAAUGUAGAUUUAGUUAUUUCGUGUGUGUUUUGUUGCCAUUUUUGCUUUUUGUAGUCUGUAUACUCGUUUGUGGACUUUUACCCUCAGAUCAUCACCAUGGCAAACUGCAGUCUGGCCCGUGUUGUGCUCAUGUUGGUUGGAUUUAUUGUCUUUUUACCAGCAAUCAUAAUCAACACUCUCUCCAGAUUUGGUUCCAAAUCAGGUUUCUUCAAGCAGAGCACAGAGGAUGUGAUUCUCAAGUACACAACACCCAUAACUCCUGCUCAUUGGACUUUUUUUGUGUGGGAUUUCAUGCAUCUCUGGCUUCUUGCCAUAUAUAUAUACUUUUUAGUUGGGCUCUGCAGAAGGAGAGCUUAUGGCUGGAUGUACACUACGCCUGCAGUGCUGCCCUAUGGAUUUCAUGUCUCUGUUAUUGUCAACUGUUUCUUGAAAACUACAUGGCUGUUUCUGUUUGACAGAGAGAUGUUACUGCCAGCGCUGAUAACUUCAGCACUAAUGAUGCUCACUGAUUACAUGAUCCUAUUUUUCUCCUGUCAAGGACUGAAGAUCUAUGGAGCCUGGUUGUACAAAUAUUACAACGUGGACCUCUGGGUCUUCAGAAUACUGGUGCAGAAUGGAGUGGCGGUACACGCAGCAUGGGGGACCCUCAGCACCUUGCUGAACCUGACGAUAUACUUACAGCACCAGACAGAAACACCCAGAUGUGACUGUGCAAUGCUGGCGCUGCUGCUGCUUCUGAUGGAGCUGUUAGCCUGGUUUCUGUUAGAGAACUUCUACUUUGAUGAGCAUGUGCGUUACAUCGUGACCAUCUACCCUGUGGUAAUCAUUUGGCAAACAGGCAUCCUGAACAACUCUGCCUCUCCCAACAGUGACAUGUUUAUCUUUGCAGCUUUGAUCCUGGCUAUUUCCUGCAUUGUGUUUGUGGCACACAUUGCUCUGGUCACAUGGAAGCAUCACAAAAGGCCGCUUUACAAAGACAGUGGACUCAGUAUGUCUCCAGUAGAAAUAGCCUUGACACAAAGGAAACUCUUUCUAUGAAUAUUAGCUUAGAGGGCUGAUGUCUUGGUGUUUGUACAGCAGUGGUCAAUGGUUUUACUUGUCAGGACUUUUUUUCAACAGGAUUUUUCAGAACAGCAAUGUCAGUUAAUUUAAAAAAUGCAGUAUCACAAUUGUGCUACUCUUGUAUAAAAACUAAAUGUACGUUUUUUUUUUAAUAAUAAAGAAAAAGAUAGUGAAUGA
This is a messenger RNA of Amphiprion ocellaris (clown anemonefish), 1294 nucleotides long. RefSeq lists its product as uncharacterized. The transcript is spliced from 7 exons. NCBI's taxonomy places the organism in Eukaryota, Metazoa, Chordata, Actinopteri, Pomacentridae. The record is from RefSeq and is a predicted model, not a curated record. The coding region runs from base 152 to 1093 and encodes 313 amino acids.